GUUUACGUUGGAGAGUCUUGCAGGGUGACAGCCCAACGCAAGGCUGCGCAGGAUACGAGACCCCCGCGCGAAUAAAAAGUGUUUAUUAUAAUCAGACGUCCCGACAUUAAUGCGCAUUGUAUUAAUGUAACGUUUUAAUAAUGGCCGCGGAGUUUUUAGUGAUGUUGUAUGAGUAUUCUCCUCUCUUUUACAUUACUGUCAUAUCAGUAUGUUUCAUUAUCACCGUGGCUGUUGUGCUGGGCUGGUUUGGAUUUGACGUCCCGGUCAUUUUACGCAGCUCGGAUGAGACUGAAUCUCUAACACCCGUCCCUGAGAGGAAGAUGGUACGGGUGACCAAUCCCUUCGCUUUGGAGCUGGACUCUGCGGCUGCUACAGUAUCUGAGGGUGUGAGGUUACGGCCGUAUUGUCUCGAAGACUGUGUCCUCAGCUGUUUCUGGGGCUGCGGGGUCCAGGCUCUUCAGGCGGCCCUUCAGAGUCACCAGCACGGGCUCCGGCUCCAGACUCCGGAGCUGUUUCAGGAGGCUCUGGAGCUAAGCUACCUCCACCACCACAUCUUCAAUAUACAUAAAGAAGAAAAAGAAGAAUACUUCACCCAGAUGCCCAGAGAUCUCGGGGUAGCAGAUUUGGGCUUGCUCCCCCGGGAUCGAUACCCCUUGGUGGCUGUGCUCACGCUAGCCCAUCCAGAAACCAGAGAAAGCUACAACAUUGUGGCCAGCGUGACGGUCCUCCACGUUCCUGACGACAAAUACAGACUCUCAGCGAGGAUCCUGUUUCAGUAUCUCCUCACGGCACAAGGGAAUCUGUACGAUCUGAAGCCUCUCUUCAUGUCAGCAGACAACAGCAACUUGUGUGGAACCGCAGAGCCUUCGACUAGCGCACAAGCGGCGGAGCCACAGCCGGAAAGGCCGGGCGAGAAGGGGGAGGAGUCUGAUUCAGAAGGGGAGUGGCCGGAUAGCCAAGGCAGGGACUGCGUGGUGUGUCAGAACGCACCGAUCAACAGAGUGCUGCUGCCGUGCAGACACGCGUGUGUGUGCGACGGCUGCGUGUGCCACUUCCAGCACUGUCCCAUCUGCCGGGCGUUCGUCUUCGAGUCUUUUGCUCUGGCUAACCAACCAGCUCGCGAGGAGGAGGAGGACGAUUUAUCUACAGAAGACUAAACCCGUGUAAACCUAGUAUUAAAAGCAAGCCCUUGCUGGAAAGGCUAAACUCGGAAAGGAUCGUAGCGUCCUCAAGGUAAGAAGAUGCAGGCAGCUGACCUUUGACCCCG
This is a messenger RNA of Puntigrus tetrazona (Sumatra barb), 1267 nucleotides long. It is a transcript of the gene cgrrf1, whose product is annotated as cell growth regulator with ring finger domain 1. NCBI's taxonomy places the organism in Eukaryota, Metazoa, Chordata, Actinopteri, Cypriniformes, Cyprinidae. Gene Ontology annotation, biological process: negative regulation of cell growth. The record is from RefSeq and is a predicted model, not a curated record. The transcript has 6 exons. The coding region runs from base 141 to 1157 and encodes 338 amino acids.